Echinops telfairi (small Madagascar hedgehog) is the source of this 1730-nucleotide messenger RNA. RefSeq names its product GC vitamin D binding protein (gene GC). The transcript is spliced from 13 exons. Lineage: Eukaryota; Metazoa; Chordata; Mammalia; Afrosoricida; Tenrecidae. Gene Ontology annotation, cellular component: blood microparticle; cytoplasm. Gene Ontology annotation, biological process: vitamin transport. Gene Ontology annotation, molecular function: vitamin D binding; vitamin transmembrane transporter activity. Bases 105 to 1529 code for a protein of 474 amino acids. The record is from RefSeq and is a predicted model, not a curated record.
CACUGGGAGUCCUGGUAAAAGGGAACUGGUUACUCUUGGCUGCCAUCUUUCACGUGGUCGCCUCCAGGAGACAGAAGGCACAUCAGGCCUCGCCCGGUGGGAACAUGAAAGGGGUCCUGGGUCUGCUGCUUAUGGUAUCGUUUGUCCACGCUCUUGAGAGAGGCCGUGAUUAUGAAAAGAGUAAAGUCUGCGCAGAACUCAGCAAUCUGGGAAAAGAUGACUUCAGAUCUCUAUCAAUGAUCUCCUACAGCAGAAAAUUCCCCAGUGGCACAUUUGAACAGGUCAAGCAGCUGGUACAAGCAGUGGUCUCCCUGACGGAAGACUGCUGUGCAGAGGGGGCUGACCCGAACUGCUAUGACGACAGGACGUCUGCACUGUCUGCCCGGUCCUGCGAGCAGGGCUCUCCGUUCCCCGUGCACCCGGGCACCGCGGAGUGCUGCACCAAGGAGGGGCUGGAGAGGAAACUCUGCAUGGCAGCGCUGAAGCACCAGCCACAGGAGUUUCCCACCUACGUCGAACCCACCAACGAUGAAAUCUGUGAAGCAUUCCGGAAAGACCCCAAAGACUUUGCUGACCAAUUUAUAUAUGAAUAUUCCAGCAAUUACGGAGAAGCUCCUUUACCCCUGUUAGUCAGUUACAUUAAGAGUUAUCUCUCUAUGGUAGGGUCCUGCUGUACUUCCUCAAGUACAACUGUGUGCUUUCUGAAAGAGAGGCUACAGAUUAAGCAUUUAUCACUUCUAACCAUGAUGUCAAAUAGAAUCUGCUCACAAUAUGUUGCUUAUGGGAUGAAUAAAUCAAGACUCAGCCACCUUAUCAAGUUAGCCCAGAAGGCACCGACUGCAGCUCUGCAAGAUGUUUUGCCACUAGCUGAAGAUCUUACUAAUCUCCUCUCCAAGUGCUGCGAGUCUCCCUCUGAGGACUGCAUGGCGAAGGAGCUGCCGGAACACACAGUAAAAAUCUGUGAUAAGUUAUCCACAAAGAAUUCUAAAUUUGAAGACUGUUGUCAGGAAAAAACACCCAUGGACAUUUUCGUGUGCGCUUACUUCAUGCCAGCUGCCCAGCCCCCUGAGUUGCCAGCUGUUGAUUUGCCCACGAAUAAAGCUGUGUGCAGUAGAGAAAACACCAAAGCCAAAGAGCAGUAUGCAUUUGAACUCAGCAGAAGGACCCAGAUUCCGGAGGUGUUCCUCAGUAAGGCACUUGACGCGACCCUCACCAGCCUGGAUGAAUGUUGCGGCUCCGGAGACGCCGCAGCCUGUCUUCAAGCGAAGGGCCCUCUCCUGCAAAAAGAACUAUCAUCUUUCAUUGAAAAGGGACAAGAAAUAUGUGCUGAUUAUUCAGAAAACACAUUUACCGAGUACAAGAAAAAACUUACGGAGCGAUUAAGAGCAAAAUUGCCUGACACCUCUGCUACUGACCUCGCCCAGUUGGUGGACAAGCACUCAGACUUCGCCUCCAAGUGCUGCUCCAUCAACUCCCCUCCGCUCCACUGUGACUCAGAGAUUGAGGCUGAAAUGAAAAAUAUCCUAUAGUUACGAUGCCUGUGUGUUGUCUUAGAUCCCGUGUGGGGAGUGACCUCUGAUGACCUAUCCUUAGUGAUUCCGCCAAGCUUUGGGGAAGAGAAUUAGGAUACUCCCUGUCUUUUUCCAGCUCCAGUGCUUUUGUGCAGUGAUCAUUGUAAUACAUUUAACAUGAAAAUAAAUGGAAAUACAAUGUAAACCUGAGAAAUGCUA